UCCACGUUUACGUGUUGAUUUUUCUUCUCUGUUGGUUUUGGAGGGGUGACUUAAGAGUUCAUGACAGCGGUCUCCAAACGCCGGUCUAACUUGGCUCCUGCUGAUCUCAUCUGCUCUCAUAUGCUCUGGCUUUGAGAUGGAUUCUAAGCUCCUGCUGUUGGCUCUGCUGGGAGUGUUUUCUGCGAGUCAAGCUCGAAACGAGAAUGAGUGCACCAAAGCCAAUGCUAAGUCCUGUGGAGAAUGUAUCCAGGCUGGAGAGAAGUGCGCCUGGUGUACAGACCUUUUCUACUCAAUACGAAACCGUUGUGAUGAGGUGACCUCUUUCGGGAGGUGUGAUAACAUCGAGAACCCCCGAGGAUCUCUGCAGAUCACAGAGAACAAGAAUGUGACCAACCGCAAGGACAAGGACAAGGCAGAGAAACUGAAACCUGACGAUAUCACCCAGAUCCAGCCGCAGAAACUCAGCCUCAAUCUGAGAUCAGGAGAGGCUCAGAAGUUCUGGCUGAAGUUCAGACACGCUGUGGACUCCCCUCUGCUGUCUGAGGUGAUCCUGGAGAACAGUAAGCUUCCUGAGGGCGUGUCCAUCGCCUACGUCUCCCACUGCAAGAAUGGAGUGGACUAUACUGGGGAGGACGGACGCAAGUGCUCCAACAUCUCCAUCGGAGACGAGGUGACGUUUGAUGUGGCCAUCACGUCUAAGGGUUGCCCGUCCAACAAGACGGAGACGGUGAGGAUCAAGAUGCAGGGCUUGACUGAGGAGGUGGAGGUGCAGCUCAACUUCAUCUGCGAGUGUGACUGCCACAAUAAGGGCGUCAAAAACAGCCCAGCGUGCGAAGGAAGUGGCACCUAUGAAUGUGGGAUUUGCCGCUGUAAUGAGGGGUACCUUGGUGAGGAGUGUGAUUGUAGCGUGGCGGACAUGUUUAGCGAGGACAUGAUGGCCAGGUGCAGCUGGGACGGAAGGGACGGCAGGGUCGUCUGCAGCAACAACGGCGACUGUGUGUGCGGCACGUGCGAGUGCAAGAAGAGGGAGAACCCUGAGGAGCGCUACAGCGGCAGAUACUGCGAGUGUGACAACUUCAACUGUGACCGCGCCAACAACAAGCUCUGCGGAGGCCACGGGCGCUGUGAAUGCCGCCAGUGCAUCUGUGAUAUUAACUACACGGGCAGCGCUUGCGACUGCUCUAUGGACACCUCCACCUGUCUGGCCAAGAACAAGCAGAUCUGUAACGGCCGCGGCACCUGUGAGUGUGGAGUGUGUAGGUGCACUGACCCCAAGUUCCAAGGACCCACCUGUGAAGCGUGUCCCACCUGUCCGGGCGUGUGUACAGAGCACAAAGAGUGUGUGCAGUGCCGUGCCUUCGGUACAGGUGAGAAGAAGGAGACGUGUGAGCGUGACUGCAUGUAUUUCCACCUGGAGAUGGUGAAGAGCCGUGCUGAUCUCCCACAGCCUGUGUCUGCGCCUCUCAUCUCCCACUGCAAAGAGCGCGAUGCCAACGACUGCUGGUUCUACUUCACCUACGCCAUCAAGGACGACUACACCAAGGCCGUCCACGUGGUGGAGACGGCAGAAUGUGCUUAAGUCAUGUUCGGAAGGCCUGACAUGUCCAUUCUGAAGAGAAGAAUGUGAAGAAUGACGCCUGCAAGGUCGUCCAUACAGAGUAGGUCACAGGCACUGACACACACACACACACACACACACACACACACACACACACACACACACACACACACACAACCCAUACAGAAAAAAAAAAAAUUAAAUAUAUUUUUAAGUGUCACAAGUAUAUUCUUGGGGGCCAAUUUCAAAUAUUUACAUAUGUUUCAAAAUAUAUUGUGAAUAUAUAUUUCAAAUAUUUUUGUUGAAUAUGGGAAAAAUCAGCACACACACACACACACACAAACACAAACAUGCACACACACAUACUGUACUUACUAAGGCCGCUUAUGUCAUAAAAUGAUGUUAAAUAAAUAAAUAAGAAUUACAAAUAAA
Sardina pilchardus (European sardine) is the source of this 1990-nucleotide messenger RNA. Its product is annotated as integrin beta-1-like. NCBI's taxonomy places the organism in Eukaryota, Metazoa, Chordata, Actinopteri, Clupeiformes, Clupeidae. The record is from RefSeq and is a predicted model, not a curated record. Gene Ontology annotation, biological process: cell-matrix adhesion; integrin-mediated signaling pathway; cell migration. The transcript is spliced from 10 exons. Gene Ontology annotation, molecular function: laminin binding; collagen binding involved in cell-matrix adhesion; fibronectin binding. The coding region runs from base 137 to 1579 and encodes 480 amino acids. Gene Ontology annotation, cellular component: integrin complex; focal adhesion; cell surface.